Messenger RNA from Pestalotiopsis fici W106-1, 678 nucleotides. Its product is annotated as Uridylate kinase. NCBI's taxonomy places the organism in Eukaryota, Fungi, Ascomycota, Sordariomycetes, Amphisphaeriales, Sporocadaceae. The coding region runs from base 1 to 678 and encodes 225 amino acids. Gene Ontology annotation, biological process: CDP biosynthetic process; UDP biosynthetic process; 'de novo' pyrimidine nucleobase biosynthetic process. The record is from RefSeq and is a predicted model, not a curated record. Gene Ontology annotation, molecular function: UMP kinase activity; ATP binding. The transcript has a single exon. Gene Ontology annotation, cellular component: cytoplasm; nucleus.
AUGCCUGCCUCCGAGAAGAACGCUCAGCUCCCGGCUCCCAGCAAGUCGACCCCUACCCUCUCCGGCGAUGAUGUGACCGUCGUCUUUGUGCUCGGCGGCCCCGGUGCCGGCAAGGGCACCCAGUGCGCCAACCUCGUCAAGGAUUACGGCUUCACCCACCUGUCGGCCGGCGACCUGCUGCGCGCCGAGCAGGAGCGUCCCGGCUCCCAGUUUGGUGACCUGAUCAAGGACUACAUCAAGAACGGCCUGAUUGUGCCCAUGGAGGUGACGGUGCAGCUGCUCGAGAACGCCAUGGUCGCGGACCUGGACAAGAGCGGCAAGGGCGACAUCAAGGGCCGCAAGGGCAAGUUCCUCAUCGACGGCUUCCCGCGCAAGCUCGACCAGGCUCACAAGUUUGAGGAGUCUGUCUGCCCGGCCAAGAUGGUGCUCUUUUACGACUGCUCCGAAAAUGAGAUGGAGAAGCGUCUGCUCAUCCGCGGCCAAACCAGCGGCCGCAGCGACGACAAUGCCGAGAGCAUCCGCAAGCGCUUCCGCACCUUUGUCGAGACCAGCAUGCCCGUCGUUGACUACUACCAGACCCAGAACAAGGUGGUCAAGAUCAAUGCCGAGCGUGACCCCGAGGUCGUUCACAAGGACACUCAGAAGCAGGUUGAGGCUCAGCUUGGCAAGAACUUCUAG